Messenger RNA from Castor canadensis (American beaver), 5202 nucleotides. The record is from RefSeq and is a predicted model, not a curated record. NCBI's taxonomy places the organism in Eukaryota, Metazoa, Chordata, Mammalia, Rodentia, Castoridae.
AUGGGUGCACCCGUUAGCAUCAGCAGCCGCCCCACUGUGGUCCUCUCCCUCAUCUCCCCUUCUCUGACACAGGCAACCUCACCUCUGCAACAAAUCCAGAAUCAGAACCUUGGCCCUCGUCUGUACCAGCCAGGACCAGAAGCUGGCCCACUCAGCAGGGGUGCCCAGAGCGCCCCAAAUCAGGCCCUGGUCCAUACCCAAUGCGCCCAAGCUCGGGGUCCAGGCAACCGCGCUGUUGGGAGCUGGGGGCACAGCAUCAUCACGCAGGACUCGAGUUGUGGCAGAGGCUUGCAGGUGGAGGAAGGCGGGUGGGGGCGUGAGAGGUGGAGGGAGAUGUUGGGGCAGGCCGCCGAGGCUUCUCCCAUCCCUCCCCGGCGCUGCUGGCGACAUUGCCGCUCCUGGGCAGGGGCGGAGAAGACCGCGAACGGGAGGGGAGGAGGCGGAGGCGGAGGCGCGGAGGCGGAGGCGGUGGCGGAGGCGGGAUUUGGAGUUUCCUCCGCAGCAGCAGCGGCGGCGGCGGCCCCUAGGCUCCAGGCGAGGCCGCCGCCGGGGCUCUGGCGUUGGCGUUUGGCGUUGCCGGGCGCUUUCCGCUGCUCAAGCUACCGCAACUUCCCGCCGCUACGACGCCGGGGGUCGCGGGCCGAGCCCAGCCGAGGUGAGCAGAGCACGCGGCCCCGGGGGGCUCCACCCCACCCGACCCUGCCUGGCUGCCCUCCCCACGUGCGUUUCUCUUACCCUGCCCCCAAAGUCCAACAACGCACACCGACCCGGGGCCAAGGCACGCGCCCUUGCAAGACCCAUUGGUUCCUACCACUGCACACUAACCUCACCUGCCCGUGCGCCUCCAUGUCCCCUGCCACUGCCACCAGCUGCACUAUCGCGAGGCGCGCAAACACGCACGCGGCCCAGGUCCCUGUAGCGCACACAUCAGCAGCCCCUGACCCACUACUCACCACUGUCCUAACUCACGCUACACCAUCCCAGACCCUGCCACGCCCAGUGUAUACCAGGCGCGCACGCGUUGCCAACACAUCCUGCGCUAUCUGCACGAACGAACAUGUCUCUGGGAGUUGUGCUCCUGGCCAUGUGACGGGCCGCGACAGCCGAAAUCUGCUGCACUCGGGCCGGCGGGAACGGUGCAUUUCGUGCGGGACAAGGCGAGGCGCGCGCUCGGGAGGCUCGCGGGCCCAGGGAGCGCACCGCCGCGCGCGCAGGGCUGCGGGGGGCGUUGGCCUGGCAGGGCGGAGGCCCGGGUGCCCGGUGGGGCGGCAGUGGCGCAGCGCCCACCCUGCGCCUCAGUGGCCUCAUCUGAACCCUGGGGGGCAGAACACCACCCUCCCAGCUGAUGAGCGGCCUCUCUGCACAGCCCGGGGGAACAGCCGUGCUCCCAGAGACUCCCAUAUCCCUGAGCCCCACACGUGCUCCUGGUCCCCCUGUACUUUACCCCCCUUUGCAGACCUGGGCCUGGCGGACAACACCAAUGACUUGGAGAAGCGCAGGCAGAUCUACGGGCAGAACUUUAUCCCUCCCAAGCAGCCCAAGACCUUCCUGCAGCUGGUGUGGGAGGCCCUGCAAGACGUGACCCUCAUCAUCCUGGAGGUAGCCGCCAUUGUCUCCCUGGGCCUCUCCUUCUAUGCACCACCCGGAGAGGAGAGUGAAGCCUGUGGAAAUGUGUCUGGCGGGGCAGAAGAUGAGGGUGAGGCGGAGGCUGGCUGGAUCGAGGGGGCUGCCAUCCUGCUGUCUGUCAUCUGCGUGGUGCUGGUCACCGCCUUCAAUGACUGGAGCAAGGAGAAGCAGUUUCGAGGCCUGCAGAGCCGCAUAGAGCAGGAACAGAAGUUCACAGUCAUCCGCAACGGGCAGCUCCUCCAGGUCCCUGUUGCUGCACUGGUGGUGGGUGACAUCGCCCAGGUCAAGUAUGGAGACCUGCUGCCUGCCGACGGCGUGCUCAUCCAGGGCAAUGACCUCAAGAUCGAUGAGAGCUCCCUGACUGGCGAGUCGGACCAUGUGCGCAAGUCAGCAGACAAAGACCCCAUGCUGCUUUCUGGCACCCAUGUCAUGGAAGGUUCCGGAAGAAUGGUGGUGACGGCCGUUGGUGUGAACUCCCAGACAGGCAUCAUCUUUACAUUGCUUGGAGCUGGUGGAGAGGAGGAAGAGAAGAAGGAUAAGAAAGGCAAGCAGCAGGAUGGGGCGAUGGACAAUAGCCAGACCAGAGCUAAGAAGCAGGAUGGGGCAGUUGCCAUGGAAAUGCAGCCCCUGAAGAGUGCGGAAGGUGGUGAGAUGGAGGAGCGGGAAAAGAAGAAAGCCAACGUGCCCAAGAAGGAGAAGUCAGUCCUUCAGGGAAAGCUCACAAAACUGGCUGUGCAGAUUGGGAAAGCAGGGCUAGUGAUGUCUGCCAUCACCGUCAUCAUCCUGGUCCUUUAUUUUGUGAUCGAGACCUUCGUCGUGGAUGGCCGGGUGUGGCUAGCAGAGUGCACACCGGUCUAUGUGCAGUACUUCGUGAAGUUCUUCAUCAUUGGCGUCACUGUGCUGGUUGUGGCUGUCCCCGAGGGCCUGCCUCUUGCUGUCACCAUCUCCUUGGCUUACUCUGUCAAGAAAAUGAUGAAGGACAACAACCUGGUACGCCAUCUGGAUGCCUGUGAGACCAUGGGCAAUGCCACAGCCAUUUGCUCUGACAAGACGGGCACACUCACCACCAAUCGGAUGACCGUGGUCCAGUCCUACCUAGGAGACACCCACUACAAAGAGAUUCCAGCUCCCAGUGCCCUGACCCCCAAGAUCCUUGACCUCCUGGUCCAUGCCAUCUCCAUCAACAGUGCCUACACCACCAAAAUACUACCUCCAGAGAAGGAAGGCGCUCUCCCACGCCAAGUGGGCAAUAAGACGGAGUGCGCUCUGCUAGGCUUCGUCCUGGACCUGAAGCGGGACUUCCAGCCUGUGCGGGAGCAGAUUCCGGAAGAUAAGCUUUACAAAGUAUACACCUUCAACUCGGUCCGCAAGUCCAUGAGCACAGUCAUCCGCAUGCCUGAUGGUGGCUUCCGCCUCUUCAGCAAGGGGGCCUCAGAGAUCCUGCUCAAAAAGUGCACCAACAUCCUAAACAGCAAUGGUGAACUCCGAGGAUUCCGUCCUCGGGACCGAGAUGACAUGGUGAAGAAGAUCAUUGAGCCAAUGGCUUGUGAUGGCCUCCGUACCAUCUGCAUCGCCUACCGAGACUUCUCCGCAAGCCAGGAGCCUGACUGGGACAAUGAGAACGAGGUGGUGGGUGACCUCACCUGCAUAGCUGUCGUGGGCAUCGAGGACCCUGUGCGGCCUGAGGUUCCUGAAGCUAUUCGCAAAUGCCAGCGUGCUGGCAUCACAGUCCGCAUGGUGACCGGGGACAACAUCAACACAGCCCGGGCCAUUGCGGCCAAAUGCGGCAUCAUCCAGCCAGGGGAGGACUUCCUGUGCUUGGAGGGGAAGGAGUUCAACCGGAGGAUCCGCAACGAGAAAGGCGAGAUAGAACAGGAGCGGCUGGACAAGGUGUGGCCCAAGCUGAGGGUGCUCGCCCGGUCAUCUCCCACUGACAAGCACACUCUCGUCAAAGGGAUUAUUGACAGCACCACUGGCGAGCAGCGACAAGUGGUGGCCGUGACCGGAGAUGGCACAAAUGAUGGGCCGGCCCUCAAGAAAGCAGAUGUGGGCUUUGCCAUGGGCAUUGCAGGGACUGAUGUGGCCAAGGAGGCCUCUGACAUCAUCCUGACCGAUGACAACUUCACCAGCAUUGUCAAGGCCGUCAUGUGGGGCCGCAACGUCUAUGACAGCAUCUCCAAGUUCCUGCAGUUCCAGCUGACAGUCAACGUGGUGGCUGUGAUCGUGGCCUUCACAGGCGCCUGCAUUACUCAGGACUCUCCUCUCAAAGCCGUGCAAAUGUUGUGGGUGAACUUAAUCAUGGACACAUUUGCCUCUCUGGCCCUGGCAACGGAGCCACCCACCGAGUCACUGCUGCUGCGGAAGCCAUACGGCCGGGACAAGCCCCUCAUCUCACGAACCAUGAUGAAGAACAUCCUGGGUCACGCUGUCUAUCAGCUCACCAUCAUCUUCACCCUGCUCUUCGUCGGAGAGCUGUUCUUCGACAUCGACAGCGGGAGGAACGCACCCCUGCACUCGCCGCCCUCAGAGCACUACACCAUCAUCUUCAACACCUUCGUCAUGAUGCAGCUCUUCAACGAGAUCAACGCCCGCAAGAUCCACGGAGAGCGCAACGUCUUCGAUGGCAUCUUCAGCAACCCCAUCUUUUGCACUAUUGUCCUGGGCACCUUUGGAAUUCAGAUCGUCAUCGUCCAGUUCGGUGGGAAGCCCUUCAGCUGCUCCCCGCUGUCCACAGAACAGUGGCUCUGGUGCCUAUUUGUUGGUGUUGGGGAGCUGGUCUGGGGACAGGUCAUUGCCACCAUCCCCACCAGCCAGCUCAAGUGCCUGAAGGAAGCAGGGCAUGGGCCUGGGAAGGACGAGAUGACCGAUGAGGAGCUGGCCGAGGGGGAAGAGGAGAUCGACCAUGCAGAGCGGGAGCUUCGCAGGGGUCAGAUCCUCUGGUUCCGGGGCCUCAACCGGAUUCAGACGCAGAUCCGGGUGGUGAAAGCAUUCCGUAGCUCACUCUAUGAAGGCCUGGAAAAACCGGAAUCCAAGAGCUCCAUCCAUAACUUCAUGGCAACGCCCGAGUUUCUGAUCAAUGACUACACCCACAACAUCCCACUCAUCGAUGACACAGAUGUGGAUGAGAACGAGGAACGCCUGCGGGCCCCACCGCCCUCAUCCCCCAACCAGAACAACAAUGCCAUAGACAGCGGCAUCUACCUGACCACGCAUGUCACCAAGUCAGCUACCUCUUCAGCGUUCUCUUCCAGGCCCGGGAGCCCACUACACAGCAUGGAGACAUCCCUCUAACCAGAACUUCUCUCUGAACAUGCACACACACGCACACACACACUUGGACCCACAUGCAAUCACAUGCCUGCACACACACACACACACACACACACACACACACACACACACGCACACCUGCCAAAGAGGGAAACCACUAAGGCGGCUAAAGACUUCUUGUGUGGUAUUUGCAAGAAGCCAAAUUCGUUUGAUAAGGGCGCAGUCUGCCAGGCUUCUUUUCUGGGACCCAGGAGCAGGAAGAAAGAGUGAGAGGGACAAGGGGAUGGGGGAGGCUCUUCACCCAAA